GAAAGAAUCCUUAAUUAAGGAUUUUUCGGCUUUGGUCCUAGAUGAGAUGGCAACAUCUGAUUCGUGCGGUGAAGUAUUGUGUUUCGUAUGGGGAAAGUGAAACUUUCAUUUUCGCGUCUCGAGCUGAAAAAAAAACUUAUCCAUCUCUAAAGACGAAAGCAAAGGCGAUUCGGUGAUCCGCUUCGUUGAAGGUUCUAAAUAGAGGAAGAACUGCGAGAUAUGAAAGCACACAAAGCAUACUACAACAUGCUUCAUUUCGUUUCAGAUGCCCAACAGGGAAUUCCCAACCUAUGCCCCUGUGGAUCUAUCACGAAGGAGUUCGUCGACGAAGAGGAUACAUAUGACUACCUCCCUGGGAAAAGAUACUUCAUCUGCAAAGAUUACCAAAAUGACGGGCUGCAUUUCAGGCAACCAUGGGUUAUGGGUGUGCAACCAGAGAUUGAGAGGCUCAAACAAUGGUUUCACAAGCAGAAGAAGCUUCUGCGAGAGUGUGAGGCGCUUAAGGCCCAAGUUAAGAUGCUGCUUCAGUGUGUGUCUGAACUUGAGAGAGUCCGCUGAGGUGAAGUACAAGACCAUGUGCUUGUUGAAGACAAAAGCUGGUAUCUCUUCUCUGUUCAGUCAAAGGUGGUUUGUCUCUUUCUCCUGGUAUUUCGAUGUGAACCAAGUCACGGGUUAUUUGUAUCUUUCUGUUUGUAUUUUCAUGUGAACCAAGUCGUGUAGCAUGUUGCCUUUAUAAGUCUAUUUGUAGACUCGGAUGUUUAUAUGAACCAAGUCCUUUGUGCUUCUUCUUCCUUGUACUGUCUCAAAAACGAAUUUAAUGAUGUUUUAGUGUAUUCUAUUUCUUUUGCUCUUCUUUUCCUUGUACUAUCUAUUUACAAACCAAAGGAUUCAAAAUCCUCAAAAAACCUCGCUGAUUCAGCAAUCCUCAAAAAACCUCGCCAUGAUUCCAAUCUCCACACGCCUUGUUCGCUGAUUCAUAGUAAACCAUUCGAGACGAGACGCUCAUCCACUCAUCCCUCGAGUUUUGAAGGAAGGAUAGCCAAAUAUGGCAUAUGAACUCGACUGAAGACUCGAUGCGGCUGUCAAUGAGGCUUUUGAUGAAUAUUUUGAAGAUACAUACAACAGCAUCGUGGAGAAUCAAACAAAUAAACAGAAGAAACGUGCAUAUGUCGAACGAAACCGCGAAGCGGGCCACAACCGUCUAUGGAAUGACUACUUUAGUGAAAAUCCGUCAUUUUCGGAAAAUUUAUUCAGACGCCGUUUCCGCAUGAACAAGCAAGUAUUCAUGCAAAUUGUCGACACCCUCUCAGCAAAUGUUCCAUUCUUUCAGCAAAGAAAAGAUGCUUGCUUAUGGCUGUGCGGCUGACGCCGUAGACGAGUAUCUCCGACUUGGUGAAAGCACAACACUUUCAUGUUUAACCAAUUUCACAGAAGCCGUAAUUCAAUUAUUUGGAGAUGAAUAUCUACGAAGACCCACUCCAGAGGAUCUUCAAUGUUUACUCGAUAUUGGAGAGAUGUGCGGCUUUCUUGGGAUGAUUGGAAGCAUCGACUGUAUGCAUUGGAAGUGGAAAAAUUGCCCAACCGCUUGGAAAGGACAGUACACACGUGGAUCAGGAAAGCCGACACUUGUGUUGGAGGCUGUAGCGUCACAAGAUCUUUGGAUAUGGCACGCUUUUUUUGGUUCUCCAGGUACCUUAAACGAUAUUAACGUCCUUGAUCGAUCACCUGUUUUUGAUGACAUUUACCAAGGUCGAGCUCCAAGGGUAACAUACAUGGUCAACAGGCACCAGUAUGAUUUGGCGUACUACCUCACGGACAAUAUAUAUCCAAAAUUGUCAACAUUUAUCCAAUCUAUCACACUCCCUCAAGGUCCUAAAGCAGAGUUAUUUGCUAAAGUUCAAGAAGCAACCCGAAAAGAAGUGGAGCGUGCUUUUGGUGUAUUGCAAGCUCGAUUUGCGAUAGUGAAAAACCCGGCUCUAUCAUUGGACAAGGAAAAAAUAGGGAAGAUUAUGAGAGCAUGUAUCAUACUGCACAAUAUGAUAGUCGAAAAUGAACGAGGUGGAUACACUUUGUACGAUACAUCUGAAUUUGAAGAAGGAGACUCGACCAGAAGUUCACAUGUAGAGCAUAUUAACAACAUGCCUUCACAUUUCGGUAAUAUGUUUGGCCUACGGAAUCAGGUUCGAGAUAGGCGUACACACGAAGAAUUGAAAAAUGAUUGAAUAGAAAAUAUUUGGAACAAGUGUGGUAGUGAUGAAGAUGUAUAAUUACUGUAUGUUUGCUUUUAAUCAUUGAAUAAAUAAAAAUUUUAAAU
Brassica napus (rape) is the source of this 2314-nucleotide messenger RNA. RefSeq names its product putative nuclease HARBI1. The coding region runs from base 1314 to 2222 and encodes 302 amino acids. The transcript has 6 exons. The record is from RefSeq and is a predicted model, not a curated record. Lineage: Eukaryota; Viridiplantae; Streptophyta; Magnoliopsida; Brassicales; Brassicaceae.